CAGGCCAUAUAUAUAAAGAAUAGUACAAAAGCUCUCAUUAUGGCAGCUUUUCGCCUUUUCAUGCGCAAGGCCUUUGUGUUAUUUGUUCCCUUAUUUCUACUUUGUAGUUCUUCUGUUUCUGGGUAUUCAUGGAAUGAGGUUAAGGUUUGGUGCAAGCAAACCCCAAAUCCUCAACCGUGUGAGUACUUCAUGAACAACAAUCCCAUUCACAGCCAAAAGAUCAUCAAACACAAAGAUGAUUUUCUCAAGCUUUCUCUUCAAGUAGCCCAGGAGAGAGCCCUGAAAGGCCAUGCAAACACUGUUUCAUUAGGACCAAAAUGUAGGAACUCACGUGAGAAAGCUGCAUGGGCUGAUUGCAUAGAGCUUUACGAGCAAGCCAUUGAUAAACUCAACAAAACCCUAAACCCCAACCCCAAGUUCUCCCAAGAAGACGCUCAAACAUGGCUCAGCACGGCUCUUACCAACAUCGAGACGUGCCGAGCCGGCUUCUAUGAGCUGGGAGUUCAAGACUACGUGUUGCCUUUGAUGUCCAACAAUGUCACCAAGUUGUUGAGCAACACUUUGGCUCUGAACAAAGUUGAAUACAAAGGGCCAAGUUAUAAAGAAGGGUUUCCAACGUGGGUUAAGCCUGGAGAUAGGAAGUUGUUGCAGUCUUCUUCAUCUUCUUUUCGGGCCAAUGUUGUUGUGGCCAAAGAUGGAUCUGGCAAAUACGCAACUAUAACUGCUGCUAUAAAUGCAGCACCAAAGAGUAGUGGUGGGAGAUAUGUGAUAUAUGUGAAGGCCGGAAUCUACAACGAACAGGUAGAGAUAAAGGCAAAGAAUAUAAUGUUGGUGGGAGACGGCAUUGGGAGGACUAUAGUCACAGGAAGUAAAAGUGUUGGAGGAGGCACUACUACCUUCCGGUCAGCCACUGUUGCUGUUGUUGGGGAUGGGUUUAUUGCACAAGGCAUCACAUUUAGAAACACUGCUGGAGCUUCAAAUCACCAAGCUGUUGCCCUACGUUCUGGUUCAGAUUUAUCAGUUUUUUACAGAUGCAGCUUUGAGGGAUACCAAGACACAUUGUAUGUGCACUCUGACAGACAGUUCUAUAGAGAAUGUGACAUUUAUGGCACUGUGGAUUUCAUCUUUGGAAACGCAGCUGUGGUUUUCCAGAACUGCAACAUUUUCGCUAGAAACCCUCCAAACAAAGUCAACACAAUCACGGCACAAGGCCGAACUGAUCCAAACCAAAACACUGGAAUUUCUAUUCACAACUGUAAAGUUAUGGCUGCUUCAGACUUAAAAGCAGUUCAGAGCUCUGUGAGAACCUAUCUUGGAAGGCCAUGGAAGCAAUAUUCUCGAACAGUGAUUAUGAAGAGCUUUCUUGAUAGUUUGGUAAACCAGGCUGGUUGGUUGGAAUGGAGUGGUAAUUUUGCGUUGAACACUUUAUAUUAUGGAGAGUAUAUGAACACUGGUUCAGGUUCUUCCACUGCAAAUCGAGUUAAGUGGUCAGGUUUCCACGUAAUCGCUAGUGCUUCAGAAGCUUCAAAGUUCACUGUUGGGAACUUCAUUGGAGGAAAUUCAUGGUUGCCAGCCAGCAGUGUUCCUUUCACCUCUGCUUUAUAGAUCAUUGCAUUAUGUUAUAGUUGAUUGUUGUUGGUUCUAGGCCAUAUGUUCAUUUGUUCUAAUUCGUUAAUUUGUGUCGCCAUGAUUGUUUGUAAAAUCCCUAGUUAGUAGCAUGUAGUUGAUAUGGAACAUUGCUUUUGUGUAACAAAUGAAUACGUUUUU
Neltuma alba is the source of this 1767-nucleotide messenger RNA. RefSeq names its product pectinesterase 2-like. Gene Ontology annotation, molecular function: pectinesterase activity; enzyme inhibitor activity. Gene Ontology annotation, biological process: cell wall modification. The record is from RefSeq and is a predicted model, not a curated record. Lineage: Eukaryota; Viridiplantae; Streptophyta; Magnoliopsida; Fabales; Fabaceae. The transcript is spliced from 2 exons. Bases 40 to 1605 code for a protein of 521 amino acids.